This is a messenger RNA of Homalodisca vitripennis (glassy-winged sharpshooter), 666 nucleotides long. RefSeq names its product PC-esterase domain-containing protein 1B-like. The transcript is spliced from 4 exons. The record is from RefSeq and is a predicted model, not a curated record. The coding region runs from base 1 to 666 and encodes 221 amino acids. NCBI's taxonomy places the organism in Eukaryota, Metazoa, Arthropoda, Insecta, Hemiptera, Cicadellidae.
AUGCACACGUCAGGAAUCCUUUACCAUCAACAUCAUAUCAAGGUCGACAACUGUUCCAACGACAUGGACUACAUCUUUGAUAGUGGUGAUAGCCAGGAUGACCCGACUUAUAUACCAGUGUCCUCCCCACAGCAAAACAUACAAGAAGAUGUAUUUGAACAAGUAGAGAAGGACUUGCUGAUUGCCGCCACGCUGCCCCGUCGCCUCGACUUGUCCUCUACGCUCGAUAUUAACCAGCACACCGCCCUCGUGAAUGCUUAUAUAGAAGAACUGGCUGCUAGGCACCACAUCGCUGUCCUAGAUAUGAACAGACUACAGCGGAAGCACUUCACGAGGCACGGGAUGCAUCUCCACACUAGAGGGAAAUGGCAACUGGCCAGACCCAUCGUGGAGGCUGGCGGGUUGAGCGCCUCGACUGCUGCAGCCAAGAAGGCUGAGGUUGCUCCUGAAACCCGCACUGCCGUCCCACCGCUGCUGCCGCCGCCGCCGCCACCGUCACUGUCACCGUCACUACCGCCGCCUCCGCCACCGACACUGCCGCCGCCGCCGUCACCGUCACCGCGAACAGACUCUCUACAGCUGACUCCAGAGCCCCCGAUGCCGACUAUAUCUUGUGACGACGCCACUAAAGGACCAGCAGCCAAGAAACAGCUAAUUGAAGCUUAG